This is a messenger RNA of Oncorhynchus nerka (sockeye salmon), 3962 nucleotides long. RefSeq names its product prolyl 3-hydroxylase 2-like. Gene Ontology annotation, molecular function: iron ion binding; procollagen-proline 3-dioxygenase activity; protein binding. The record is from RefSeq and is a predicted model, not a curated record. The transcript has 15 exons. Lineage: Eukaryota; Metazoa; Chordata; Actinopteri; Salmoniformes; Salmonidae. Gene Ontology annotation, biological process: collagen metabolic process. Gene Ontology annotation, cellular component: endoplasmic reticulum. The coding region runs from base 256 to 2310 and encodes 684 amino acids.
GAGGGGGGUCAUUACAACAAAUGUGUCCCUGACUGAAGUAGUCCAAUUUCCGCCCCACAGCCGUCCGCAACAUCUACCAAAGGACGCAUUUAAUGGGACUCAAAUCUUCAUUUUCAACUCUUACGUGACUGUCACGUUCCAGCUGGACUCCGCAAGCCGCCCAUGGUAAUUGUAUUACAUGACUGAGGAUUUUGUACAAACGGCAAGCUAGUGCGCUUGAGUAGUGUCCCACCAAAGAUAACUAACGACAGAAAGAUGGAUGUGCACUUUCCCAUUAGUAGUAUCUUGUCCAUUGUCCUUCAAGCGCUCUUGUUGUCGUCUUCAUAUGGUUCGUUGGAGCCCUACGACCUUUUAUACAAUAAUGCCGUCGACGCCUUUUACAGAAGUGACUAUAAAGAUGUAGUGCGAUACAUGGAGGGAGCGCUCAGCAGCUACGCAGAGGUCCGCCAGACUAAAGUCCGAUGUCGACUGAGGUGCCAGGACCAGCACCCGUUUGACUCUGUUUCCAUUGACCUGCAGUUCUUUGACGUGGUUCUCCGAAUAUCAAAUUGUCAAAACGAGUGCAUCGAAGAGAAGGUUGGAACGCAGUCCAUGCACAAAGUCAGCGAGGAUGUCAACCAGGAUUUCCAGAGACGAAUCCCGUACAACUAUCUUCAGUUGGCGUAUCAGAAGCUGAAGCAGUUGGACAAGGCAGCGGCGGCGGCCCACACCUAUUUCCAGGCCAACCCAGAGCAUGUGGAAAUGGAUCAGAACUUAGAGCAGUACAAGGCUCUGGAGGGAUCCGACCAGGACCACUUUGUGGACAGAGAGGCCCGGCCUCAUCAGAGGUCCUUCUCAGCCGGGGUGAAGCUGUAUGACAGUGCAGACUACAAGGGGGCCAUCGCCCUGUUCGAGGAGGCCCUCCAGGAGUACUACAGGGCCGACGUGGAGUGUCGGGCCCUCUGCCAGGGGCCCCAGAAGUUCGAGGAGCAGGACCAUGUCCUCUACCGCUACAGCCUAUACGAACUGGUCUCAGACCACUUCACCCAGGCGCUGCACUGUGAACACGAGUGUGUGAGGGACCUGUCGACCCGGCCCGGCCGUCUGUCUCCCAUGGAGAACUACCUGCCUCUACACUACGACUACCUGCAGUUUGCCUACUUCCAGAUGAACAUGGUGGAGGAGGCGAUGGAGUGUGCCAAGUCCUACCUGCUGUUCCACGAGGGGGAGGAGUUUAUGACGGAGAACGUGGAGUACUACAGAGAGGCCGUGGGCCACGACGUCAAGCCCCGGGAGAAGGCCGAGUGGUACCUGAGACGCCAUAAGCAGGAGCUGGAGCUACUAGUGAUUGGCAGUGAGAACAUGCACGUGGAAUUUACAGAGGGGCAUUACUGGACCAGCACAGGUGGAAGAGAGGAUUCGAACAGGAUCCCCUCUGGUACCGAUGGAUGGAUGGAGUAUGUACCCAUCUCAGAGAAGAAGAACUUCACUCUGGCCCCACCACAGGAGCUCAGAGAAGGAGGGCCCUUGGUGUAUGACAGUGUGCAGCUGGUCCAGAACUCAAAGGCCCUGAACGGAACUCAGAGGGUUCUUCUGGAUGAUGUCAUAUCUGUGGACGAGUGUGCCGAGCUCACAAACCUGGCCCAUACUGUCACUAUGGCAGGAGACGGAUACCGAGGGAAGAUGUCUCCUCACACGCCCAACGAGAGGUUUGAGGGAGCCACUGUGCUGAAAACACUGCAGUACGGCUAUGAGGGCCGUGUCCCAUUGAGGAGCGCUCGUCUGUUCUAUGAUGCCAGUGAGAGGGCCAGACGCAUCAUCGAGUCCUACUUCCUGCUCAACUCGACGCUCCACUUCUCCUACACACACCUGGUGUGCCGGACCGCAAUCACAGGGCAACAGGACCAUAGAAAUGACCUGAGCCAUCCCAUCCACGCUGACAACUGUCUGUUAGACCCAGAGGCCAACGAGUGCUGGAAAGAACCACCAGCCUACACCUACAGAGACUACAGUGCUCUGCUGUACCUGAAUGGAGACUUUGAGGGAGGAGAGUUCAUCUUCACAGAAAUGGACGCCAAAACAGUCACAGCACAGGUGAAGCCAAAGUGUGGUCGUAUGGUGGGGUUCUCGUCUGGCGGGGAGAACCCCCAUGGAGUGAGGGCCGUCACCAGGGGGCAGAGGUGUGCCGUGGCCCUGUGGUUCACCCUGGACCCCCUCUUCAGAGAACUGGAGCGCCUGCAGGCAGAUGAGGUGAUGCAGGCGUUGGACAACCAGAGCAGCCAAUCACAGUGGGACACAAGCCUCAACAUCAACCCCAAAGACGAGCUGUAGUAGUCCGCCGGCCCCCAGCCCAGCACCCCUCAAAUCUUUAUAUCUAUCUAUUUAUUUAAUGAAGUUUGGAUCAGAACAAUUUUAUUUUUGUACUGUUUGAAGUGCAAGGUUAUAUAGUUGUUUGUGUUGCCGUCGUGGCUUUUAGUCUGUUGUGGUGAUUAUUUUCUCCUUCUGUUACAUACCAGUACUUGAGUUCGCGUUUGGGUCUUUGUUUUUCUUUCCAUUGACUCUCUCUCUCUCUCUCUGUUUGGGGUGAAACCCAGUCAUUGUGCCUCACACUUUAUAAGGUCCAGUUGACUUUGUGAUGACUUUAUAAGGUCCAGUUGACUUUGUGAUGACUUUAUAAGGUCCAGUUGACUUUGUGAUGACUUCAUAAGGUCCAGUUGACUUUGUGAUGACUUUAUAAGGUCCAGUUGACUUUGUGAUGACUUUAUAAGGUCCAGUUGACUUUGUGAUGACUUUAUGAGGUCCAGGUCACUUUGCGACGACUUAAAAUGCUCAGUUCCCUUUGUGAUGACUUUGUGUAGUGUGCGGGUGUGCGCGCGCACAAGGUUGUUACAACACAGACCUGUCAUACGUAUGAACAGUUCUUACUGCACUGUGAUCAAGCGAAAGAGAAGAACAGCAGUCAACAUUGCCGUUCUCUUGUUAUAGAAAAGACAACGGGCUGUUUAUAACGUUUCAAACAUGAACUCAUAAAACAAAUCGGUCGUGGGAUUAUCUCCUCCGGGCGGUGUAAACACAGUUGAUAUGUUUCAUCUACUUAUUCACUGAAACAUUGGCUGGAGUAUAUGCAUUCACUGAGAGAAAGAGGUCAGGCAUUUCUUUACAAACAGGGAGCUGUAAAUCCCUUUCGGUGACUGACAACGAUGACUGAACUGAUCUGUCACUAUUUUCCCAUGCACUUUCUUCUCGUUUGUGGUGUGGUGAAGAGACACCGUCUUCGUGACUCACAUCCCUCCCUAGCUCUGGUCCAUGGCGUUAGCAAGCCUUACUAACGCCUUGGACCAGAGCUAAUCCCUCCCGUCAAUUGCGAUCAAAACGCCAAGCAAGAUAACUGUUUACAAGUUAGCUGACACACGGGCAUGGAGUGUGUUUUGUUGUUGUUGUUGUGUGUUUUACAUGUCUGUUUUUAAGAUAGACAGCUGCUAUUGCAAUUGUCGGCAUUUGAUAUUAGAAGCUUUUUAAUAAAAGAUGUCGUUUAUUCCUGUUUAAAGGAAUUCCUAUUUUAAGGUGGCUUAUAGGUGUCCUUUCCUUUCGAAACUUCCUCAUUUCCUGGGUCAAAAUAGACAGACAGGCGCACACACACUGUUAAAAUCCAAUGGAAAGAACGUGCCUUGUGUACUGAUAUUUCAAUGAUUACAACUGCUAACUAUACGUAACUUAUGCAUUUUAAGUUAGAUUAGGGGUUUUAUCUUAUCUUUUGAUAGGGAGGAUGGCCACUCACUAAUAUUUAAAUAUAAAUUGCUGUAGCACAAACAAAUUGUUGUAUCCAUCUCUUUUGUUGUUAAUGUGUACUUAUAAAUUAAAAAGACAAUAUUUCAUAAAAUAACUUCAACCGUGUCCUUUAUUAUUUGGGAACGUGUAAAUUGUUUACAAUAUGUGAACACAUUGUCUAUAGGUUCAGUUGUAAACCAACAGCAUUUCAUGAA